Malassezia restricta is the source of this 2190-nucleotide messenger RNA. RefSeq names its product serine arginine repetitive matrix 2. The record is from RefSeq and is a predicted model, not a curated record. The transcript has a single exon. NCBI's taxonomy places the organism in Eukaryota, Fungi, Basidiomycota, Malasseziomycetes, Malasseziales, Malasseziaceae. Bases 1 to 2190 code for a protein of 729 amino acids.
AUGCAAGCGUCGGGGCCUUCUCCCGAGGCGCAAGCUGAUGCUCUCUUGCUACAUUUUCUUUCGCCUCUAUCUGAUAGCGACACACCUUCUUGGUCAGAUGCGUUAUCUCAGGCCGUAAAAGAGCGACGUGGCCUGGCUGUUGGCGGUCAACUACUUGUGGACCGCUUGCUUCAAGAAGCGGGCGUAUCUUCUUCUCUGUUCCCUCCUUCAUCACCAUCAGACGCAUUUGUGCUUAUGGUGGAAGUCUUUACAUCCGCAGCUCCGGAUCUCUUGAAGAGUGAGCUUAUGUAUUAUCUAGGUCUGGAACACAAUCACAUCCAGGCAACACAGCAUGCUUCUGCUAUGGCUGAAUACCUGCACCUACCUGCAUCAAAUUGCACAGAAGUGGAAUCGUAUUGGGCUAUUGAUCAUGGCUUUUUCGAUCGAGCCGUGGCCGGCGGACGCACGUCCAAAUUCUCAUCCAUCAUGGCAGAAUCCCUGUCUUCCUCACCAGCACUCUUGCUAGAGUUCUAUGAAGUACGCGGCGCCUUACCUUCUAUCGAAUCUUCGAAUGAUGCUGCCUCUUUUCAUGAACUAUCUAUGAUUGUGGCAGCACUGGCACGUGUAGAAGGACUCGUAUCUGCUUGGCUGAUGUGUCGAACUAUUUUGGCAGCGCAGCCUACUGAUUAUGCUCCCUCGGUAAGGUUGCAUCUGUUCGGCACACUGCUCCGCUUGUGCUUCUCACCACCAGAUGCAACUUUGAUUCGCGACUUGUUAAACUUACCCCUGAAGACUGAUGAAGAAGCCUUCAUCGAAUCAUUUGCUAUUGAUUCACUGGACCAGUCACAUGGCGCUUUGGCCAUGGACACGUUGCUCAUAAAAUGUGUGAAUCAAGGAAGGUAUAUUGAUGCCAUCCACUUGGAUCAUCGAGCAUCUCGUCAUGAGCGCACACUAGCACUUUCUGGCCAAGAGAAUGAGUUUUACUUGCGUGCAAAGCAGCGUCGGAGUGCAUUUAUGGAUGGUGUUUGGGCCGUGAUUCCUGUUAUUCAACGUGACGCUUUGCAUGCACAAGAUGUCAAGGAGGAUAUUUCAAGUGAAGCCACUCAUACAAACGAUGUGAAUAUGGAUAUUGCUUCUUCGCCACCACUACGACCACAUACACCAAUGAGUGCUUCACUUAAUUCCAAAGAUAUGCAACGCACUCAUCCGUUCUCUCCAGAAGUCAAUCUGUUACGUGCCUCGAUCCGUGUACCUACGGCUUCUAGCUCUGAAACACGAAGUGCCUCUCCGGCCCAAAAGUUGACCGAUCAGUCAGCGGAAUUGCGCAGUAGCAGUCCUUUCUCAGGUUGGAAACAACCAGGCGUUCUACGUCAAACGCAUGUGUCUCCGAAACCUGCAUGGAGCCUUCCAGUACCUCGCAUCAUGCGGACGUCCAAAUCUUAUGACUUGAACGUUGAUAUACCGGUCAGCACCAUCGAUUCCAACGUGCAAGACAAUGCGAAGUCAGAUGAUGCUGAUACCGAUAUACUCAAGGAUACACCUGUUUUGGAGAGCAACGCCACCGAAGAGAAUGAUGCCGUACUCGAUUCUCCACGAGAAGUUCCAGUUCGUCGCCGCACUGGACAGCGUCGCUCAGCUCGGCAAGCCACUAAAGCUAUUCGUAAAGUCAUGAAACCAAGCGAUGUCAAACCAGAGCCUACGAUCCCUGGUGGAUUUCCUAUGGAGGAGGAAGAAGCAACGGUUAAUCCCUCCCCUCGUCGGAGUACACGUCGGUCGCGAAUGAACGUGGCUUCGAAGACAGUGAAUGAAAUGAGCACGUCUUUAUCCAUGCAUCCUGAUACACCAUCCAAAUCACCCAGCACAACUUCCCGAAUUCCUCGAUCAUCCACUACAGCAGAUAUAACAAUGUACCCACAAAACUCACUGGCACGUCUAGAGGCCUUAUCGGAUGUGCAGCCCAUUGCCCGCCGGACGCGAGCUCAGGUUGCUGAACUCGAAUCACAAGGGUCUCAAUCAAGCACGGAUGCUAUAUCAGAUACUGAGGCCGAAAGCAAUGUUCUAUCUACUCCUUCGCGACGUAGAACGCGGAGUGAACGCGCAUCAGCAGCUGCUCUAUCUUCGCCUCAACGGGUGACCCGAUCGGCUCGACGGCUUCGUGAUGGAAGCGCAGGAACACCUAGAACGCCUGGAAGAUCCUCUCGGAGGCACUGA